GUAGAACGCUGCGAUCAGCAGGGCGGGGAAGAUGAUCGUGGCGAAGUACAGGAACACAAGAUAGUUGUAAUCCAUCACCUGCGUGAAGAGGCAUCUGUGAUCGCUCGGCUCGCCGGCAUUCCAUCCGAACAGCGGUGCACUUCUCUGGGCCACUUCUGCGCGAGAAAUCGCAGUCGCGGUGGCUCGUGCGAUGCGUUACGGACGAAAGCGAUGUCGUUACCGGCACGUGGCAUCCGAGAAAGCAGCGGAAAGCCGCACGGACUUGCACUUGUUCCCGCCGAUGGCUUUAACGAACAGUGAACGAGUCCAUUCGUGCAUUAUUUAACCAUGAUUGGCGCCAUCAUUUCUAUCCCUUUCAUCCUAACACCAGCCCUCUGCAUGGCCGAGGAUGAUCCCGCGAGAAGCUACAUUAUUUCCACAAUGAUCUUUGUUACCGGUUUAGUGACCUUUUUUCAAACUACAAUAGGAUGCAGACUGCUGCUGGUACAGGGAGGCACUAUAUCUUUCUUGGUGCCGACGUUGGCGAUAUUAAAUCUGCCACAAUGGCAGUGCCCCGCAUCGGAGAUUAUGAAUGAGAUGUCCCACGAAGAGCGGACUGAGCUGUGGCAAAUCCGAAUGAGAGAAUUGUCGGGUGCCAUUGCUGUUUCCGCCUUAUUUCAAGUGAUUGUCGGAUUUGGAGGCAUCAUUGGGUAUUUGUUGAAAUAUAUUACCCCAUCGACGAUUGUGCCGACGGUGUCCCUGGUCGGACUCUCCCUGUUUGAAAACGCAGCAACCGCCGCGUCUCAGCAUUGGGGUAUUGCGGCUGGAACGAUGAUACUGCUGACGAUGUGUUCCCAAGUAAUGAUCAAUAUACCGAUUCCACUUGUAGUCUAUCGUAAAGGCCAAGGGCUUCACGUUAUUCGGUUUGAACUAUUCAAGCUCUUCCCGGUUUUAUUGACCAUAAUUAUCAUGUGGAUAAUCUGCACUAUAUUAACGGUAACUGAUGCGCUACCGUACGGACAUCCUGCCAGAUCCGACAGUAAAUUGAAGAUCAUAAAUGACUCACCCUGGUUCCGAGUGCCGUAUCCUGGACAAUGGGGCGUACCCACUGUAACAUUGGCGAGCGUAAUCGGUAUGCUAGCCGGAGUACUGACGUGUACGGUUGAAUCCAUCAGUUAUUUUCCGACUACCGCGAAAAUGUGUGGUGCACCGCCGCCGCCGAUUCAUGCGAUCGAUCGAGGGAUUGGCGUGGAAGGUCUGGGUACAAUGUUGGCCGGCCUCUGGGGUAGCGGCAAUGGCACGAACACUUUCGGUGAGAACGUCGGCACAAUAGGAGUCACCAAAGUCGGUAGUCGCAGAGUCAUACAGUGGGCUUGUUUCCUAAUGAUCCUGCAAGGCGUGAUCAGCAAGUUCGGCGCGGUAUUCUUUAUGUAUAUCACAUUAUAUAAUAGAGAUAACGUGAAAUUCAUUAUUACAAAUAAUGUAUAAAUGAUUAUAAAACCUGCAGUGCCAUGAAUAAACACAGAUACCACGAUGGAA
Messenger RNA from Ooceraea biroi (clonal raider ant), 1518 nucleotides. Its product is annotated as solute carrier family 23 member 2. Gene Ontology annotation, molecular function: transmembrane transporter activity. The record is from RefSeq and is a predicted model, not a curated record. Gene Ontology annotation, cellular component: membrane. Gene Ontology annotation, biological process: transmembrane transport. Lineage: Eukaryota; Metazoa; Arthropoda; Insecta; Hymenoptera; Formicidae.